AUGACGAAACAUUGUGCCUUCCGGCGUAAACAAGGACACAGAAAGAAACGUUAUAUCAUCACAUUUGAACAGCUCAAAAUAUCUAGCUAUGGUAACAAGCCAGAUGAUAUCAUAACAGCAUCAGAGCUGGAAUUUGAACGACUUUACACAACGAAAACGAGUACGGACGAUUCUCCCUAUUCAACUUUGGCUAUUUCACCAGUGCUCCGAUCAUUUGUUAGACAUGGAUCUGAAGACGAGGAGCGAAAGAAACCAAAAUCAUUAAAGAGAGUGUUGGGUCGGUUUGCUGAGAACACAUCAAUAUCCGGCCUUCCACAUUUAUACAAUGCCAAAAGGACAGUUGGCAAGGUGUUCUGGGGAGUCUUGGUCAUCACCGGUUUUUGUGCCAUGUUUGUCCACCUAUAUUUUUUAUUCGCCGAGUUCCUGUCAUGGCCGAAAAAGACAACAAUAUCACUAGGUUUCAACAAUCUACAGCUCCCAGCCAUCACCUUAUGUAACGUCAACGUUAUACGAAGAUCUCGACUGGAUUUAGCUGCCGAAAAACUCGUAGCAUUUACAAGUAAAGUAGACCCGGCAAAUUUAUUGGGCGUUACCGACCCUGAUGAUGUGGAUGUGAAACCGUAUGAUUAUGAUUACGGUGUAGAAGGAUCCGGAUCUGGCGAUGAGUAUUACUACUACUACGACUACGAAGAUUACCACGAUGAAACUGCAAGGGAAAGUGGAUUCUUCGAAAGAGACAAACUGUCAGAAAUAUUCACUAACUUUCGAGGCCUAUACUUAAACGAAUCAAGAAUUAACCGCAUUUCAAUGGGACAUGAUUUCAAUAAGACUCUUAGCAACUGCGCCUUCAACGGCUACAGGUGCUACUCGGAAAAUUUUACACUAUACCAAACUCCUAAGUAUGGAAAUUGUUACACGCUGGAUAUGAAGAAUUUCGUUAUCAAAAAGCCAGGACCAAAUGCGGGUCUGUCUUUGACUCUAUACCUGGAGACACAUGAGUAUCUGCCGGGUGUUACUGAUGGGUAUGGUCUGCGUGUUACCCUACACGCUCCCAACACUGUCCCAUUUCCUGAAGAAACUGGCUUCUUCAUUCCGGGAGGCCAAGAAAGCAGCAUUGCUCUCAAACAGACAAAGAUCACAAGAAUCGGCCGUCCUUACGGAAAUUGCGCCAAGGAUGACGAAUUCAAAGCUUUAUACAACAAGAGUUACAACCGGCAGUCCUGCCUGUUCCUGUGUAAAACCACACAGACAUUACAGCGAUGUGGAUGUUUUGACCCCAUGCAUGCAGAGAUACUAUUUAGUGCCAAAAGCUCAAAAAAGGAAUGUUCGUCACAAGAAGAAAUUAAAUGCAUGAUUAAGACAACUAUCCAGCUGACGAAGAAAACGAUAUCCUGUGAAUGUCCUGAUCCCUGUUCGAGAAACUUUCUUAAGUUGUCGGUAUAUUAUGAGGAAUUGAACUUUCAAUCCAUACAGGAACAGCCUGAUAUUGCGAAUGCACAGUUCGCCUCGGAUUUCGGCGGCGCUAUAGGUCUGUGGAUUGGCCUUUCUGUUCUAAGUAUGUUUGAGAUAAUUUACCUGUGUGGUAUGAUAGGGGGUUAUAUCAUGGAAAAAUCGCCUGAACAUGUUCCAGCAAAACAACACAGAAAAAAACACAAUAAGCGUCCGUAUCGAGGUUUAAAAUGUUCCUUCUCUCCAAACUACAACUUACAUGUAUCGCCUUAUAGUGAUGUUCAGGAGAGAACAACAGAGCGCCUUGGCUCGAACGGGGGACCACUGGAGAAGAAGUUCAAUAUAAACCGGAAGUUACGAUACCCCUCUGCUGAUAGUAGAGAGUUCGAUGAACAUCGUACAAUACCAACCAAGUAUCACACUAAUUAUGGCUAUAGAAACCAACGUUGGUGA
Molecule: messenger RNA, 1902 nt
Organism: Ylistrum balloti
Lineage: Eukaryota; Metazoa; Mollusca; Bivalvia; Pectinida; Pectinidae
Product: amiloride-sensitive sodium channel subunit alpha-like
Exons: 13
Coding region: 1-1902 (633 amino acids)
Biological process (GO): sodium ion transmembrane transport
Cellular component (GO): membrane
Molecular function (GO): ligand-gated sodium channel activity
Source: RefSeq, a predicted model, not a curated record